AUGCGGAAUCACUUUUCCCUGGUUGUGUGGGCUCGACUGGUGUCCGGGCAGCUUCACAGACUCUCGUCCAGCAUCGCCAUCGACGAGAUCACUACCGGCGCGCCUCUAGAAAGCUUUGUAAGCUACUCGAUCGAGUUCUCCUCUUUUCCAGACUUCGCAGGCACCAAGGCCAGUCCAAAUGGCUUCUCCAGCACGCUGCUCAAUAACCUUGGAUAUCUACAAGGAAGUAACCCGUAUAUACGGGUAGGAGGAAAUACGCAGGACUAUGCCAUCUAUGAUGCCAAUGAGAGCCUACCUCUUCGAGGGAUUUUCAAUACUAGUAGAUCUUCCGACUACCCGACGACUAUUACAAUAGGGCCUACCUUCUUCGAAGCUUACAAUACGUGGCCCAAGGUCAAAUUCUCUCAUGGCUUCAAUCUGGGCGGAAACAGCGACGGCAGGGUGUUGGAAACUUUGAACCAGACAGUCCCUCUGGCCUGCAAGGCAUUGAGUAACGGUAACUUGUAUGCCUGGGAGUACGGCAAUGAGCCUGACCUAUUCGCGACCAGCGCUCAGGGUCCUGUUCGACCUGCCAACUACAACGAAUCAGACUUUGUCAAUGAGUGGUUAAAGGGCACUCGGACAAUCAAGGAUCUUCUCAAAGAGUCGUGUCCAGACCUCCUUGGGAACGACACAUACGAGUAUCUUGCACCAUCCUUUGCUGGGACGAACAAUCAUCUCAAGGCUCCGCUGGCUUGGUCCGAUGGCCUUUCCACCGAUGGAAACAUCAAAUACUUCUCAUCUCAUAACUAUAUUAGCGGAGCAACCUCUCUUGGGGUCACCCUGCAAGGCACCUUGAUGAAUCACACGCGUACGAAGCAAAGUGUAGAUGCCCACGUAACAGAAUACAAUGCCAUCAAACCAGGCGUACCUCACAUUUUCGGUGAGACCAAUUCGCUAUAUAAUCAGGGCCGGCCAGGCCUUUCGAACACUUUUGGCGCCGCUCUUUGGGUCGUUGAUUUCAUGCUAUACAGUGCAUCUGUCAACAUCCAGCGUGUCCACAUGCACAUGGGCACCAACUACAGGUAUCAGUCCUGGCAGCCCAUCACUACGAAUUCGACUUCGAUCGGCACCAAAGCACCGUACUACGGUAACAUCGCAGUGGCUGCUUUCCUUGGCAAUCUGAACGUCCAGCCGGUUCGUGUUGCGAACUUUGACACGGGCGGUGGCGACCACGAGGCGGCUUACUUGUCGUACGUGGAUGGCGUGCUCAGUCGAAUUAUGGUCAUCAACAUGAAUGAGUACAACUACACCCUUAACGGAACAGGUCCCGGCUUGAACCCCGCGGCCAGGCCACUGAGGACAUACAGCUUCAGCGUUGGGAACCUGACGGGAGAGGCCAGUGUUCAGCGGCUUUACGCCAACGGCAGCGAUGCAAUCAGCGGUGUCACCUGGGACGGCUGGAGUUAUAACUACGAGCUGGAUGCUGGACGGCCUGUGCGGUUGACCAACGUCACGAUUGGCGAGAAAGUACCCAUCACUGACGGGAUUGUAGAGGUUGGUGUCGCUGAUAGCUCGGCUGUAAUCUUGAGCUUGCUAGUGUAG
Messenger RNA from Neoarthrinium moseri, 1584 nucleotides. RefSeq lists its product as uncharacterized. The transcript has 3 exons. The record is from RefSeq and is a predicted model, not a curated record. Lineage: Eukaryota; Fungi; Ascomycota; Sordariomycetes; Amphisphaeriales; Apiosporaceae. Bases 1 to 1584 code for a protein of 527 amino acids.